Exophiala viscosa is the source of this 1393-nucleotide messenger RNA. Its product is annotated as Inositolphosphorylceramide synthase subunit Kei1-domain-containing protein. Lineage: Eukaryota; Fungi; Ascomycota; Eurotiomycetes; Chaetothyriales; Herpotrichiellaceae. The coding region runs from base 109 to 1155 and encodes 348 amino acids. The record is from RefSeq and is a predicted model, not a curated record. The transcript has 2 exons. Gene Ontology annotation, biological process: inositol phosphoceramide metabolic process. Gene Ontology annotation, molecular function: inositol phosphoceramide synthase regulator activity. Gene Ontology annotation, cellular component: Golgi membrane; inositol phosphoceramide synthase complex.
UUCGACUUUGUCUCUUUAAUUUCCAUCCUUACCAACAUCAUACCUCUUCCACAUAACACUCCUUGCCUCUGGUCGACGUCUGGUAACCUAUAUACCCGCCGCUCAAUCAUGGGUAUCUCAACACAUCUUCAACGGCUGGGAAGGCCCAGGCGAUUCCUCUACACAAUGACCCUCUCGACCGGCGCAAGCUUGAUCGCGCUGUCAUUACUCGUCAACAAACUCGCCGGAUUCUAUGGCAUCCUGGCGCUCUUCACAGGCUACCAUCUUUCCCCAUUACAACUGAGCAUGUACAUCUAUUCCGUCCUCGGUCUGAUUUUGACCGCCUAUCUUAUGCCACAUAUUCGCAAGCAGUCGCCCUUGCAAUGCCUGGCGCUCGCGUGGUUCUACGUACUCGACAGCAUCAUCAAUGCGGCAUACACUGCCGCAUUCGCCGUGACGUGGUUCUUGGUACUGGCGCAGCACGACGCAGGACAGGUGGAAAAGAGCGGACCUGGGGCCGGCACGAUCGAUGAUACGAGCGGGUUCACCAACCCGAAAUACAAUGUGAGCGGCGUGGACGUCAUUGCAACACCUGCGUCGGGGCUGGCUGCUGGACAGGAUGCCGUUGCCGCGGGGGCGCCGGCCGCCGCUCCUGCUGGCAGUGGGAGCAAAGGGGCUUUACAAGAUGUCGUGUUGGGUACGGAGAGCAUGAACAGCAUUGGUGUCAUCAUCACGUUGUGGACGAUACGGGCGUACUUCUGUCUGAUUAUGCUCGCCUUUGCACGCAUGGUGAUUCGCCAGCACAUUGCAGCCAGUGGUGUCAAGACCGGCAGCAACAGCUACACCACAGCGUCGGCGAAUGCGAAUCUGGCGGAGAACCCUUUUGCUCAGAACAAGCCUGAAGGUCAAGGGUGGAGGGGCAGGUUGGGACGCGUCAUGCUCAAUAUUGGGCGGAGUUACUGGCUGGGAAGUGAUGAGCAUGAUAGCUGGAUGUAUGGAAUGAAAUUCCGCAAGAGCACCGAAUUCGGCAUCAUGUUGAACAAGGUUGAGGCUGGGCCAACGGAAAGGGAAAGGAGAAGAAGGUCUGGCACAGGACCAAUGGCGCCGGGUCCUGGGGUCACCGUAAAGGGAAAGGAGGAUGAUGGGACUUUGCAGGUUCCUGUACAGAAUGUGUGAGCUGAAGAGAUGGCGAACAAAUGUCGAGAGAUGGAUCUUCUGAAAGAGACGGGUUUGCUUGACUGUGAAGGUAUUGAAGGAGUUACAGGCGGGUGUAUUCUUAGCUAAAGGCAGGCAUGACAGGAGCAUCUGCGAAGCUGGCGUGUAGGUGAAUUUAUGAUAGAUAUAUAAUGAGCCUGGCAUGGCUCAUAUAAUAUAAAGGGAGCUCGCUAAGCGCGAUCACUACUGUGUCUUCGAG